UGGAUUAAGAGGCGCGUGAGGCGAUAACGGUGCCCACGUAAUGAGGCUCACCGCGUUGAUAAUUACCGCGACAACAACAACAACAUCAACAGCAUUAACAACGACAACAACAACAUGGAUGUUGUAGUGAGUGCUGCGCACUUGGACGGCGGCCGUCAACGGCGCGUUGGUGACCACGCGCUCCAGGCAGCCACGCGAACAAAGCGAUGCAGUUAACGUCAGCCACGACUGCUCUUAGUGCUGCUGCUCUUGCUGCUCUUGGUGCUGCUGCUCUUGCUGCUCUUAGUGUUGCUCUUAGUGCUGCUGCUCUUGGUGCUCUUGCUGCUGCUGUUGUUGUUGACAGUUGCAAUUCCGGUCAUUGACGAUCGUCGUCGUUAUUGUUUUCUAAUUGGGGUAACGAUGUCACCAGGCAACGCGUGCGGGGGGGUGACGCCGUGAGGGGAAGACGCGAGGCGGGCGGGGCCGUGGUCGUGGUGGUGGUCGUGGUGGUGGUGGCCGUGGUGGUGGUGGUGGUGGUCGUGGUGGUGGUGGUGGCCGUGGUGGUGGUCGUGGUGGUGGUGGCCGUGGUGGUGGUGGUCGUGGUGGUGGCCGUGGUGGUGGUCGUGGUCGCUGCUGCUGCCGCUGCGGUCAGCGCGGGGAUCGUCGUCGUCGUCGUGAGCGAGAGACGCAGCGGCGGAGACGACGACGACGAGGAGGAGGAGGCGGUGGGGGGAGGAGAAGUCGGUAGCAAGGAGUGUGGAAGAGCGACGAGCGGAGCAGUGAAGACAAGGACGGAGGCGGGGGGGGAGGAGGAGGGAGGGAGGAGGAGGAGGGCGAUACGAGGGUGGGAGGAGUGGGGAGGCGAAAGACGUCUCGAGAGAGAGAGGAGUGAGUGGCGAGUGAGUGAGAGAGGGGAGUGAGUAAGGAGUGAGUGGUGAGAGAGUGGUGAGUGAGAGAGAGAGGUGUGAGUGAGUGAGUGGCGAGUAAGUGAGAGAGAGGUGUGAGUGAGUGGUGAGUGAGAGAGGAGUGAGUGAGGAGAGAGUGGUGAGUGAGAGAGAGAGGGGCGUGAGCGAGUGGUGAGUGAGUGGUGAGUGAGUGAAUGAGGAGUGAGUGGUGAGUGAUAGAGGAGUGAGUGAGUGGUGAGUGAGGGAAGGAGGCGAGCGAGAGGGGGAGAUGAGCGGCUACGGACCCACGGGGCUGGACAUCAGCCGCAGGAACCCGCAGGAGGACUUCGAGCUGGCGGAGCGGCUGGGCAGCGGCACGUACGGCGACGUGCACAAGGCCAGAAAUGUCCAAACAGGAGAGCUGGUGGCCAUCAAAAUCAUCAAACUGGAGCCCGGAGAUGAUUUCUCGGUGAUCCAGCAAGAGAUUGUGAUGAUGAAGGAGUGCAAGCACGCCAACAUCGUCGCCUACUACGGCAGCUACCUGCGGCAUGACAAGCUUUGGAUUUGCAUGGAGCACUGCGGAGGAGGGUCCCUCCAGGAUAUUUAUCACGUGACGGGGCCCCUGACGGAGCGGCAGAUCGCGUACGUGACCCGGGAGACGCUCCAGGGCUUGGCCUACUUGCACAGCGAGGGGAAGAUGCACAGAGAUAUCAAGGGGGCGAACAUUCUGCUCACGGACGACGGAGACGUGAAGCUGGCCGACUUUGGGGUCUCCGCUCAGAUAACGGCUACGAUCGCCAAAAGGAAGUCCUUCAUCGGCACCCCUUACUGGAUGGCUCCGGAGGUGGCGGCGGUGGAGAGGAAGGGCGGCUACAACCACCAGUGCGACGUGUGGGCCGUGGGCAUCACCGCCAUCGAGCUGGCUGAGCUGCAGCCGCCCAUGUUCGACCUGCACCCCAUGAGGGCUCUCUUCUUGAUGUCUAAGAGUGGCUUCCAGCCGCCCAAACUCAGGGACAAGCAGAAGUGGUCGCCCGUCUUCCACAACUUCAUCAAGAUGGCGCUAACCAAGAACCCCAAGAAGAGGCCCACGGCGGAGAAGAUGCUGACGCACUCGUACGUCCAGCAGCCACUGAGCCGGGCACAGGCGUUGGAGUUGCUGGAGCGCGUGAGCGACCCCGAGCCGCCCACUGCGGCCCCCGACCCCGACCUCGAUGACGAUGAGUUGCAGUUCUCAGUGCCACACAGGAUCCGCUCGAUGAACCGGCAGAGGACCGAGAGGACACUGUCAGAGAUAAAUUUCGACCGGGUGAAGUUCAACCUCCCACUGCGCAAGGAGACAGAGCCCAACCACGACACGGACGUGCAGCAAGGGAGCUACGAGUGCGGGCCGCUGUGGGCCCACAACACAGGAGGCGACCUGAGCCUGCUGAGGUCCGUCGAGGAGGAGCUGAAGCAACGCGGCCACGCGGCUUGGCUAAACGAUGACGGAGAUGCGAGCCAACACAUGAGAUAUCACGAUUACUGCAACAGCCCUACAAUGAAGGUCACGACUUCCAUACAGGCGACGGACGAGAGCAACGUCGUCGUCGUCAAGGAGGAGGAGGAGGGAGACGGUGCCACCCCCGCCCCUCCCGCAGCGCCGGGCCCUCCGCGGGACGAGGCGGCCCUCGGGGCCGGGGCGGCCGGGGCCGAACCCAGGGCCACGUUCCGCCAGUUUUCUCACAUGUGGGUGCAGUACCACAACGCCCCUCAGCCCCUGGUGGCAGAGAUAAUUAAUGGCGAUGAACUCACCGGUCUGCCCGUGAUUGAAAACUCAGCCAGCAUGGAGGGGCAGCCGCAUCUGACUCCUGGUCACAAGGACAAGAAGGACCUCUCAAGCUGGUGUAACGGACUUCCUCCGACUCCCAAGGUUCACAUGGGCGCCUGCUUCUCCAAGGUGUUCAACGGGUGUCCCCUCCGCAUCAGCUGCGCCACCUCCUGGGUGCACCCCGACACCAGAGACCAGCACAUCAUAAUCGGCGCCGAGGAAGGCAUCUACACCCUCAACCUCAACGAGUUGCACGAGGCUACAAUGGAGCAGCUCUACCCACGGCGCUGCACCUGGCUCUACGUGUUCAACAAUGUGCUCAUGGCCAUAACCGGCAAGGCGGGCACGCUCUACUCGCACGCGCUCCUGGGCCUGUUUGAGCAGGCGCGGCGUGAGCAGAAGCUGCCCGACCGCAUCCUGCCAAGGAGGUUCAUGGUCUCCACCAAGAUCCCCAACAGCAAGGGAUGCUACCGGUGCUGUGUGGUGCGGAACCCGUACACGGGCUGCAAGUACCUGUGUGCGGCGCUACACACGGGCGUGCUGCUGCUGCUGCAGUGGUACGAGCCGCUCAUGAAGUUCAUGCUCAUCAAGCACGUGGAUGCGCCCCUACGCAGCCCGCUGGUGCUCUUCGAGAUGCUGGUGAUGCCGGAGCAGGAGUUCCCUCUGGCGUGCGUGGGGCUGGCGUCGAGCUCCCAGCCGGACCAGGUCGUCUCGUUCCACGCCAUCGACCUCAACACGGGCGCCUGCAGCCAAGCUGGGGGACACCCGCUGGAGGCCGUCUACGUGAACCAGCUGGAGAGGGACAGCGUGCUCGUGUGCUUUGACAAGAGCGUGAAGAUAGUGAAUCUUCAGGGCAAGUUGAAGUCCAGCAAGAAGCUGGCCUCUGAGCUGUUCUUCGACUUCCAGAUCGAGUCUAUCGUGUGCCUGCAGGACAGCGUGCUGGCAUUCUGGAAGCACGGCAUGCAGGGACGCAGCUUCCGAUCCAACGAGGUCACGCAGGAGAUCACGGACCGCUCGCGAGUCUUCCGGCUGCUCGGCUCCGAGAGGGUGGUGGUGCUGGAGAGCCGGCCCACGGACAACCCCUCCGUGCACAGCAACCUCUACAUCCUGGCGGGCCACGAGAACAGCUACUGACUUCGCCAACGUCACCCUGCUCAUCCAUGCCCUGCCCUCAUCAUCCAUGCACCCCAGCGAAUGGCACGCCCCGGUCCCCAUCCGGCGUGCCACCCAUGCCGAACUGUGGGGCGGAGGGCGAGUGGUCACCCGUCGGUACGAUGCUGCUGCCGAGACGGGCACGCAGCGCCCAAAUCUAAGCACGCCAGCUUAUUAAAGGCCCGAGCACAGCUCUGGAUCCACUCUGGCGAUUGGAAGACAGAUCUCCGGGUCCUUGCGAGUGACCUCUCAAAUGCGGGGGCAACCACGUGUUCCGCUGAGGUUCCUUACCGCCAAGAGAGGGAGGGGGUCCUCCUGCAGCAGACACUUUCUUGCUGUGGUUGCAGUCGUCACGCGUAUGCCGGGGUAUGUUAACUGCCGUGUAGCAACAUGGGACGUGGCCAACACAGCUGUGCUGCUGCUCUCUCAUGUUUACUGCCUCGCCCUGGCCAGGAUUUAACACACGGCUUGCCUGGCGCACGAUGCGCCGAGUUGUGGACGUGGCCUUGGCUCCGACGCAAUCCCUGCCAGCGACUCGGUGACCGGCCACGUUCUCUGCUUUUUCUUUUGUUCUGGCGACCAUCUCUGUAAGCUGUUCCCUCAAGAAUCCGCCACCGACGACAGGAACGGAACAAACCUGCGGAGCCUCGAGGGGCGGCUCCGCGUAGGCGGCGUGUUUUGCGGCUCCCCUGCGGAGAGCGGCGGGGUGGGGGAACGGAGGAGCCGUGCGAUGGGACUACGCACGCCUGCUUGUUGCUGCCGGUGUACUCGCCGCAAUAACUACGCGCUGUCUGCCGCACGAUGGGCGUUAAAGAUCCCACGACGUCAUUGGUAAAAGUAGGCCAUUGUGUACCGGCUUCAUUUGCUGAUUUUGAAAAAUUACUCGCAAUUGGAAUGUACGUAGUGAUUAUCCCCCCCCCCCCCAUCGCAAAAAAAAUAAACUUGGCAGGACCCUCCUGAAAAACAGUGGUGAGACUCAGCGAGGCAUUCCUCCGUUACAAAAUAGAUGCCCCGGUUCGAUGGCCAUGGUGGGGGUUUGUGCAUGUACAAGAUACAAUGAUUUGCCAGUAGUGCCAGCUACAGCGUCUGUGUACACACGCUAGCGUGUGUGCGUGUGUGUAUUCAAUGAACUGAGAGUCGGAGCUGCAUGCGUGCGCGUGAGAGGCUGUGCGUCUGGUCUUGCGUGCGUGUUUGCGUGAGGUCGCUCACCGCCGCAUUGCCACAGAGAUGCGUUUGCCACAAUAGCUGCCCAUCGAUCAAAACUCUAUGCAACUCCUCGUGGGCCUACCCAUCCCACCGUUUCAUUCAUAGCCACACCUGGAGCGCAAGUUUGAACGGCAUCGUCAACAUCACCGGCAUGCCCAUUUAGUUUACGUGAUGUUUCCGUUUACUUAUCGUACCACGAAAACCUUUAUAACGUAUUGGACGGCUACCCGAAAUUUCAUUCAUCAUCAUCAUCAUACAUAUCCGCCGUUAUCUCUACUCUGCUAGAAAACAUACCCAAGAUAACCUGACUAAAAAAUACCCGUGGACAACCACAACUAGAUUGGUUAGAGAGAGAGGGUGCUUGGGAACGCUAGGGACUUCAGACCUAUAUUUAAUUUUGAAAUGCGUAACAUGUACUGGUAUUAACUCUGAACGUGAGCGUGCACGCCUGUGCACGAACGUUACGCUCGGCCUCGUAAAGCUAAACACAGCUGGCUGUGUAAAUGCUAUCGGGGUUGACCGUUUACCCGCACAGACAACAGUUCACAUCCGAGCUGGGGUCACGACCCACAGGUGGGCCGUGGCCGUCAUCGCAGCACGGUUCUUCACGUGCUGUAUUAUUCCACCUCGUGCACUCAUUUGUUACAAAUAUGGGUUUCAUUUGUCGCAAAUGUGCGAGAAAGAUCGAGAGUGGUUUGCUGGAAGGAGACUUCCAAAUGCCGUAUAUAUAUUCUUGUCGGGCAUGCGGAGCCUUUGGGCCGCCCUUGUUGAGCACGCCGCUUGGGUCGUGAGCAGUGGCUGCCCUCGGGGAGCGAGCCCCACGUGUCCUAGAGGCGGCCGUGACUGCUGCCUUGUCAGCUGGUACUGCGUCGGCACAUCUCGUGGCUCGCGGUGGAGAUUGUCGAUAACGCAACAUGCUUGUGUUCUCAGGCACAUCAUAUGUCAAUGUGUUUAUUCAUAGUCACAGCCACCGAUGUAUUUGCGCGUUCCUGUAUAUACACGUAACGCUGUACUGUAUUGCGCAUAUAUGUACAACGUUUCGCAUUGUCAUCACGUACAUGGGCUUCAGGUAUGUCUUCACCAAAAAGGGUGAGGCUUAGGACUUGAAAUGAAAUGGCAUGCAUCGUUAAACGCUGUCCUUAACAAAAAAUGAUAAUUUCCCAGAGAAGCGACUGUCCCUUGUCAUCGUUACGGUUUGCUUGGUGCAGCUGUAAUUGACGAUGGCAAUGGACCACACCAUUGCGCUCUAACAAAUCACACUUUGGGGAGGAACUGAUCACAAAAGAGAUUUAGUGCCUGAGAAUCGAACUCUGCAUUUUUAAAGGUCGUGCGAGUAUGUGUGUUGUGACUCAGUUUUACCCUACAAGCAUGUAUUCACAUGAGCACUUUCACCAGUUCAUUUUCAUUUAUUUUACAUUGGAACAAAACAUUUCCCAGGAAAAGUCAUAAUAAUUUUCAAACCUGUCAAUCCACUGCUGGAUGAAGCAACCCAUGCCGUAUUAGCCAUGAGUAUUUUUGUUGACUAUACUUCACCAAGCUGGUCAGCACGGGUUGAGGGAUUUAUGUAAUAUAACAUUUUCCAAAUUUUACAUUGAAUGAGGUAUUUUUCCUCAAUUUUGACCACGGAUUUCUAUAUUUUGACAUUAACGUGCAAGUAGGCCAAUGGUAAAAAUGACGUGAGAAUGUGCUGUAACAACAUCACGCGUUUUCACUCUGGGGCAUACGGGCCGGUAUGCUAGCGUGCAUCAUCAUCGUUCAUUAGCAAAAUCUUGCUUUUUGUUUGUUCAACCCCAACAGAUGUCCGCAAGAAAUGUAACAAAAAAUUCCGGCAAUGUUUUCAGCAUUUUCAAACGAAACUCGGACACAUCCCGGUGCAAUUGUACUGAAUAAACGUCUGAAAUGCCCCA
This is a messenger RNA of Lethenteron reissneri (Far Eastern brook lamprey), 6935 nucleotides long. RefSeq names its product mitogen-activated protein kinase kinase kinase kinase 5-like. Gene Ontology annotation, biological process: protein phosphorylation; intracellular signal transduction. Lineage: Eukaryota; Metazoa; Chordata; Hyperoartia; Petromyzontiformes; Petromyzontidae. Gene Ontology annotation, cellular component: cytoplasm. Gene Ontology annotation, molecular function: ATP binding; MAP kinase kinase kinase kinase activity. The record is from RefSeq and is a predicted model, not a curated record.